AAGGGGUAAACCAUUUCACUCCUCUUCGCCACGCUGUGUAACAGGCAACGGGAGAAAAAGCUCCCCGAGUGCUGCUGGAAGUUGAUGGCUAUGUGUGAUGCUCAGACCUCAACAUCGUUUUUCAAUCAGAGUUUUUAAGAUCUGCAUAUGCCAAUGGUUUUACCACACGUAGAAUGGGAUUAACUUGGUCCGGCAAAUAUAUCUCACUGUUUCUUGCUGUUCAGUUAGUUUAUCUGCUACAUGUGGUGAGAGCAACGGGGAAAUGUGAUACAGUAUUCAAAGGGUUCUCCAAUUGCUUGCUGAGACUGGGGGAGAAUAUGGCUAACUAUCCACAGGAGCUGGAUGAGAAGGAAAACCUACAGACCAUCUGCACAUAUUGGGAUGACUUCCACUCAUGUGCGACCACUGCGCUGGUGGAUUGCCAAGAGGGAGCCACAGACCUAUGGGAGAAGCUCAAAAAGGAGUCCAGAAACUUAGAGUUCCGAGGGAGCUUGUUUGAACUCUGUGGCGGGGGGAACGGGGCCUCCAAAUCCACAGUCGCUUUAGGUCUCAUCAUACUUCUAACGGCACUUUCUGCCUUAGUGACUUGGCUUGCAUUUUAGCAAAAACAAACAAAGAAGAAGAUAAAGGGGAAAAAAUGCUAGCUAUUGACACAAAAAUACAAAACAAAAGAGACGUUUGAAUUCAUUUACACCCAAAUGGAUUAUACUUCAUCCGGGGAAGGCGACCUGAUUUUGCUAGAGACAUUGGCGGGUCGUCUUCCGGGACUGGUGCACCAUAUUUCUCUGACAUGGGGUCAAUUACAUUAAAUAUUUAGCAGGUAUUGAGUUUAAAUUAUGAUGACAUUUAGAUGGAUCCUCGCCCGUUUACUAUUAAAGUCGACGAUGAAUUAUUUAUA
Molecule: messenger RNA, 898 nt
Organism: Oncorhynchus gorbuscha (pink salmon)
Lineage: Eukaryota; Metazoa; Chordata; Actinopteri; Salmoniformes; Salmonidae
Product: neuritin-like
Exons: 3
Coding region: 174-602 (142 amino acids)
Biological process (GO): nervous system development; neuron projection extension
Cellular component (GO): plasma membrane
Source: RefSeq, a predicted model, not a curated record